AUGAGCUACUUCCUGUCCUACUGCAAAGCACACUGCACCGCUGUGCUCUCCCAGUACCAGAGCCUGAGAUCAGAAGGCUUUCUGUGUGAUAUUUUGCUGAAAGUGAAAGAAAAUGAGUUUCCUGCACACAAGUCCUUGUUGGCAUGUUCCAGCGACUAUUUCCGAGCCAUGUUCAAAAGUUACACCCAAGAGUCUAAAGCCAAUGUCAUUCACCUACAAGUUGUCUCACCCACUGGUCUCCAGCACAUCCUGGAUUUCAUUUACACAUCUUUACUGCCCCUUUCCUUUGAAAGCCUGGAGGACACCUUGGAAGCUGCAAGCUACUUGCAAGUGAGUGAUGCUAUUGGCUUGUGCAAUCAGUACUUAAUUAACAAUCUUGCCUUGGAAACCUGCUGCUUCUCUGCCAAUGUGGCCAGGAAGUUCUACCUGCCAGAUGCCUUAGCAGCAACAGAAAAAUACAUUGUCAAUAAUGUCUGGAAGCUGCUGGACUUGGAUUUGUCAGGACUUCUUGAGCUGAACUUCAGGUCUUUGCUAGCAGUGAUUCAAUCACCAGAUCUCCCCAUGGUGAAAGAAAGUCGUCUGUUGAAUCUUGUGCUACUGUGGCUGAAGCAGGAUAAAUCCAGGCUGGAUCAUGCAAGCAGCCUUUUAGAGCACAUAAGAUAUGGUCUCAUCCCAGUGGAAGAGCUGAGAAAAACCUACACACAGUCAGAAGUGUCCCUCUCAGCAGGUAUUAAGUGCAUGAUCAUUAAAGCAAUAAACUAUCAUACAUCUGUAUUCAAACAGCCUGUCCUGCAGGAUAAGUCCACCACGUUGAGGAACCAGAAAACUCGAGUCAUUCUGCUGGGGGGAGGGACAGCAAGUGAGGGGCUUGUCACAGAUGUGGUGGCCUUCGAUGUUUACAAUCACAAAUGGCGAACUCUGACGCAGGUGCAGGACAGGGUGCAGAACCACAGUGUGUGCGUGGUGGGGAACUUCCUCUACGUCUUGGGUGGGGAAGUAGAAAGUGGUACCCUGGGUGAUGCUAAAACCGAAAAGAUCUUAUCAGUUACGAACAAGGUCUAUCGUUAUGAUCCAAGAUUUAACACAUGGACCCAAAUCACGGGCAUGUUGGAAAAGAGAUGCCAGUUUGCUUGCUGUGUCCUAGGCAAGGAUAUCUUUGCCAUUGGUGGAAGGGGUGAGGACGGGUUGCUGCAUUCAUCUGUGGAAACGUACAACAUCAGCAGGGACAGAUGGACGAAGGCCAGGGAAUUGCCAUGCAAGAUACACGGCCAUGCCAGUGCUGUUUGCAAGAACACUAUAUACAUCUCUGGUGGCAAGUACUCGGCCCCAGCCAGCACAAGCAAUGAUGUAUAUUCUCUGAACUCACUUGAAGGGCAGUGGAUGAAAAAAGCCCCCAUGAGCAUUGCUCGGUUUGGGCAUCAGAUGGCAACAAUCAGGGACUCCAUAUUCACCUUUUUAGGAUUAUAUGAACCAUUCUCUGAAAUAGAAAGGUAUGACCCUGAUCAAAACCAAUGGACCCGGUUAAGACCACUGGUCUAUGAUCGAUUUUCCUAUGGCCUGGCAGUGGUAGAGGAAACUGCUCUUCUUAUUGGUGGAAAGAAAUGGCAAAACUCACUGGAAGUCUCCACACAAGACGUGGUUGGUUACGACAUCGACAACGAUGGCUGGGAAGAGAUCUGCAAAGCCCCUUUGCCUUGGUGUGGGCUGCAGUGUGCCGUGCUCCAGCUCUCUGAGAUGGCCGACGAGCAGGACAGUGACAGCCAGCAGAAGAAACUGCCCAACUGCUGA
Acanthisitta chloris (rifleman) is the source of this 1788-nucleotide messenger RNA. It is a transcript of the gene KLHL34, whose product is annotated as kelch-like family member 34. The coding region runs from base 1 to 1788 and encodes 595 amino acids. Lineage: Eukaryota; Metazoa; Chordata; Aves; Passeriformes; Acanthisittidae. The transcript has a single exon. The record is from RefSeq and is a predicted model, not a curated record. Gene Ontology annotation, molecular function: protein binding.